AUGUCUUCCGCACGCAGCGAUAGUGCCGAGAAUGAUGACCAUGAGCGUGAAUUGAGGGAAGAAUCGGAUGAUUCUGCCAAUGAACGUGCAUCCUCAGAUGCUGCCGAAGACCAAACUGCAGAGAAUAGCAAUAAUAAUGGGCAAAUGGAAGAUGACGACGAUGAGGAUAGAUCGGUCAAUCCAAGCAUUCUUGAUGACAUAAGUGAAUCAGACUUUGACGAAGUCCGUUAUGGUCGUAACUACGACAAGCUCAAAGAGUCAUACGAUCGUCAACAGAGACUCAUCGACAUGCUGAAGGGUGAUAUUUGUAAAAAGAAGCGAGAAAUCGAAAAGAAAGACCGAAAAAUCCAAAAAUUGGAGAAUCUUCUUGCCGGGAUUAGUGAGCCUCGUGUGCCAUGGAGCCAUCUACUAAGAGCAUACUUUGAGGGCGAAGUAUGUUAUAGCACGGUCUAUCGCGAAUGUUGCAAACAGGAAAAUAUGUCGCAGAAACUAAGCAUAUUCCAUCCUGACUUUUCACUUCAGCAGGAGGAGAUUUCAAGAGAGAGGCACGCGAUAGAAGAGAGACUGGUAUUAAAAGAAAGGCGCGCGCGGCUUCUGGCACUGGAACGAGCACAUGAUGAAAGCGAUAUGGCUGAACCGGAGACUCCUCCUAUAUCUUACUUCCCAUUUCAAGAGCUUCCCUUGGAGAUUCAGGUGAAGAUAUUCAGGCAACUGUUUGUCAAGGGUACUCUUAUCCACUGCCUCUCUCGGUUGGACCCUUCAAAUCCACCCGUUGGUUUCCCCGAUAAGGAUGUCAAAGGAGAAAGUCAACUACCAACUAGAUUCCAUUUUGGCAGUUCGCCGUGUCAAAUAAUUCUAGCUCGCAAACCAAAUGACGUGCUCAAACCUUUACUGGUCUGCAAGCGCUGGUACUUCAUCGGCGUCCAUGCCUUCUACGGAGCGAAUACCUUCGCGUUCAACUCGCUCGGCGAAUGGCAUCGAUUCUGCAAUGGAAUUGGCCCCGCGCGUGUCCAGCGGUUGGUGAACGUCGAGCUAAUGUGGCAUGGAGCCCUGAUGCCUAGACACGAGACUCGAGUCUCACAACGCACACUUGGUCUCAAGUGGUUUACCAAAACGAGACGCCUUCGCACACUAGUUGUUCACAUAGCAGAAUGUGAAAAAAGCCGGACAAGACGGAAAUAUGAAAUACAGAAGAAGAAUCGUCAACAAGUCGGCAACGAUGGAGGUCGGCUUAUCGAGGACCAGUCCGAUGGAUAUCAAUCGGAUGGAGACGAGUCUGACGACAACCAAUCUGAUGGUAGUCAAGAUUUGGACAAAGGAUUUGAUCCUUUCGAGACUAUGGUUCGCCGUACUCUUAGACACCCGAAUUACCGGAAGUUUCGAUCAAUGCGGACAGUUCAAGGCAUCGAUUAUCUCUAUCAACUACGAGCUAUGGAUUGGAUCCGCUUCAAAGAGAGUAAUGGUCUUGAUCACCGCCAAUCGAUUCGGGAUUGGUCGUUUCUAAAAGACCUAAGCACUGUCGUAACUUUGCCGAAGCAAGAUGAUCUUGCCCUCAAGAGCCACCUAGAGAAUCUAACACCGCUAACGUGUUUAGAAGAUUUUAUCCCGUCGGAAGAAGAUAUGCUUAUUGUUAAGACGUUUUACGACGAGACUCACAUCCUAGGUCCGGCAGGUGGUUCCGAAACGACUGGAUCAGCCAACGGCGCAUUUAGUGAUACUGCUUCAUGGGAUGGCACUAGUAUCAGCGACUCGGAUGAUAAUGAUGAUUCUCCAGACAGACAUGUCCCUAAUCUCCGAAACACCCCCAACGCGCCAGUUCCAGAAAUAAUAGGGUUAGAUUCUAAUCCUAACAGCGAUACCGAACCUGAUAGCGACGAUGACGAUGAUGACGUCGGUGGCUCUGGUGUACCGGACGUAUCGCAAAAUGCUACCACUAUCUCAUUAGUUGGGGCCUCUCAACAGCUUAAUAACCAGACACAAGGCGACGAAAAUGGGAACGAAGGAGAUAUAAUAUAUAAUGAUGAUGAUGACGGCAGUUCCAGCGGCCUAUUUGUUCGCUCCGGCUCAGGCUCGGGUAGUCCUCCGGCAGACCCAAUGGAGAUUGACGAUCCUACCGAGCAGGCAAAUUAUGAGGUGAUAGAUCUAGCUAGAGACCAGACUGAUGAUGAAGAUGAAGAGUCACUUUUUGUUCGUUCCGAGCCAGACACCAAUGCUAUGAAAUCAGAGCCCGACGAUGACAUGCUUGAUGACCCAUACGCUAGGGAAGAGACACCCCCAGAUAGCGAUGAUGAAUCUGAUAUCUACCCCUAUAAUGUUCCCAGCGGUGCCUCUAGCGCCAAUUCUUCAUCCAGACAAUCGAGCGAAGGUGAAGCUUACUCUCAUGACGAGGGACAAGCGGCAAAACGCCGUAGAUUAGAGUGA
Messenger RNA from Daldinia loculata, 2421 nucleotides. RefSeq lists its product as uncharacterized. The record is from RefSeq and is a predicted model, not a curated record. The coding region runs from base 1 to 2421 and encodes 806 amino acids. The transcript is spliced from 3 exons. NCBI's taxonomy places the organism in Eukaryota, Fungi, Ascomycota, Sordariomycetes, Xylariales, Hypoxylaceae.